This is a messenger RNA of Hirsutella rhossiliensis, 1581 nucleotides long. Its product is annotated as helix-loop-helix DNA-binding domain-containing protein. The transcript has 2 exons. Gene Ontology annotation, biological process: regulation of transcription by RNA polymerase II. Lineage: Eukaryota; Fungi; Ascomycota; Sordariomycetes; Hypocreales; Ophiocordycipitaceae. The record is from RefSeq and is a predicted model, not a curated record. The coding region runs from base 1 to 1581 and encodes 526 amino acids. Gene Ontology annotation, molecular function: protein dimerization activity; DNA-binding transcription factor activity, RNA polymerase II-specific; RNA polymerase II cis-regulatory region sequence-specific DNA binding.
AUGCCCGUCAUGGCCCAACACGGGUUCAACCACUUUGGCUCCGCCCCAAAUGGUGGCAACAUUGAUCCCAAUGACCUCGCCAUGGGCAGUGGCUACUCUCCCUCGUUCAACAACAGUAGCUCCGGCAAUAAUAGCAGUAACAACUUCAACUCUGCGUCCGGGACCGCCCCCAACGGCUUCUCCAGCGGCUCGGCCGUCUUUGGAGAUGACGAACUGCUCGACGGCCUGGCAAGCCCUUCUGAGGGCCACUCGGGCAUGCAUGGCCAGGGCCAAGACUUCACUACCAUGAACAUGAAUGGUUACUCCAACACACCAGAUGGAGACCCGAUCCAGAGCCCCUAUACUGCCGGCUUCAAUACUCAAUUCCGGCAGAUGCAGAACAACCAUUCGUUUGGCACCUCGAUCCACUCGCCCAUGUCCUACUCUGGAUCUCCGCUGGCGGGAGCAGACAUGGGCGCCGACGGCAACGACCCCAACUAUCUCAAUGCAAAGGCAAGAGCCCGCAUGUCGCAACAGAUGCAGCGCAAGGCCUCAACCGCCCGAAGCCCCAUGACACCCAAGACCAGCAGCAUCCACGGCAUUCCCAUAGGAUCCCAAGACUCGCCUGGUUUCGGCACGCAGCCCAUACGCAACUCGGGCAGCCAUGAAAAGUCCCCGUCGGGUCAGUGGAUGAACACUCCUACUGGAAGCAUCCCUGCCUCGUACAACUCGGGCUUCUCCUCCCCCAUGCAACAGGGCAUGGUCCCCAUCAACGAGGUCAUGCUCAAGGGCGGCACAUCCAUGCCUGCCAAGCUGGGCGUGAAUCCCAGCCCUGUCUCGACCCAGGAGAUGAAGCGCAAACGGCGCCGCGAGUCCCACAAUCUCGUCGAGCGCCGACGCCGCGAUAACAUCAAUGAGAGAAUCCAAGACCUUAGCAAGCUUGUGCCCACGCAUCGCCUGGAGGACGAGAAGAUCCGCAAACUGAUACAGAACGGCACGCCCUUGUCCCCGACCCUCACCGGCAUCUCCAGCCCAUCGCAGGCCACGUCGGGACUGGCUGGACCGGGCGCCCGACGCGCGGCCGGAGGCAGUUCUGGCAACAUCACCACCGGUCUUCCCAUUGAGGAAAAAGACAAGGGCCCGAACAAGGGCGACAUCCUCAACGGCGCCGUCAGCUGGACCCGUGACCUGAUGUGGAUGCUGCAUCUCAAGCUCCAGCAACAAGAGGAGCUCAUGAACAACAUUGCUGAGCUCGGUGGACACUUUCCCUUUGAGUUGACCGAGGAUGAGAGGCGCAUGCAGACUGAGCUAAUGGAUGCCAUGGUUAAGAGCGAGACGGGCUCCUUCUCAUACUCGCGGACUUCCGGGUCCGGCCUCCGUGUGCCAAACCAUACAGACUACCGCGGGGACCCUGUCAACUCCUUGACGGCCAACCUGGAUUCUAUUGGAAUCACCCCCGAAGAGAAUGGCAAUGUGAGCAUGGGCGGAGAAAUUGGCGAUGGCACGACGCAGUUCUGGAACGACCCUGACGACGACGGAGAAGGGCACGGCUCUCUCAACUUCAAGGAGGAGGACGAGUACGACAUGGACCUUACUCACUAG